AUGAGAACAAUAACAAUAAUAUCAGCAACAAGAACAACAACGACAACAAUAAAACCAACGAGAACAACAACAAUUAUACCAACAACAACAACAACAAUAAGACCAACGAGAACAACAACAAUAAUAUCAGCAACAACAACAACAACGACAACAAUAAAACCAACAACAAUAAUAUCAGCAACAACAACAACAACAAUAAAACCAACGAGAACGACAACAAUUAUACCACAACAGCAACAGCAAUAA
Molecule: messenger RNA, 246 nt
Organism: Cercopithifilaria johnstoni
Lineage: Eukaryota; Metazoa; Nematoda; Chromadorea; Rhabditida; Onchocercidae
Source: the annotation of a GenBank genome assembly